Misgurnus anguillicaudatus (oriental weatherfish) is the source of this 1264-nucleotide messenger RNA. RefSeq lists its product as uncharacterized. NCBI's taxonomy places the organism in Eukaryota, Metazoa, Chordata, Actinopteri, Cypriniformes, Cobitidae. The record is from RefSeq and is a predicted model, not a curated record.
GGUAUAUUACUAUUCUUAUGAGGUUUAUUAGCCAGUGUAGUCGCAGCGCAGAAAGCAAACAAGAGGACAGCGCGCAGAAACCGGACACGGCUGGAUGUUUUCAGGCCCAGGAUGGCCCAUAAGAGAUUUGCUCAAAUUCCCAUGUCUAAGCGCAUGCGAGAGCUCUGUAAAGAGGAAGAUUUUGCUUUCUUAAAAAGCCAACCAGAUCAGGACCAAAGUUCAGAGGAAAGCAAACUCCAAGAGAGUCAAACUCAGAAAAAGCUAGAGAGGGACCACCGUCAAGAGGAACGACAGCUGAAGGAACAAGAGAGGCAACGUGAGAUAGAGGAACAGAAGAAGGUACAAUGUCAUACGGAGAAAGAAGAGAAGUGGAAAAGUCAUGUAGCCGAGCUGGCGGUCAAACGCGAGGCCAUUCACGCAAAACUGCACAGACUACGAGAAUUCAGGGACUUUCAGAAAAAAGUUCUUCUUCAGGAUUUGGAUCCUGGCUCUACAAAUGAAACCAUCAACCAUCUCCUGAUGAGGCUGUAAUCGUGUUUAUUACACAUUAAACAAACGACUAAACUGUCUCCACCCAAUCCAUCCAAAUAUUUAAAAUGUUAACAGAGCAGCUCUAUAUGAUAUACUGCAGGUGUGGAAGAGCUCCGAUAUCUUCUGAAGAUGUGAUAAUAUUAGAACGUGUCUAAGAAUAACAUGAGUGAAAUCUUAUCUCUACGUCGCCUUCAAAGACGCUAACCAGAGUAAAACACUUUGUCAGACUACAAUACAGUGAGUUGUGUUUCAUUCAACCUUCGAAACGAUUAAAUAACAUAAACUCACUGACUGUGAGGUAAUAAAUCACAACCAUUAAAUGAAUGUCUGUCACAUGUCCUGUAUUAUACUGUAAUAAUGCUGCAGAUCAUAUAGAGGGAGGUGCUCAGAAUCAAUUAAUUGUCAUGAGGUCUUUCGUUCUUUUAUGUAACCUUGAAGAUCAUAAAAGCACAAAGGCUAGAGAUGGAAAAUAAAAAAAGAGUAAAAUAGUGAAGAAAGGAAGUAGCAGAAAGGAACAGGUGGCUCCUGUGGUGCAUUAUAGGAGAAUAUAGAAGAUUCAUGUUUCAGCAUGUCUGACCCCUGAGGGCAGGAAAAUGCCACAGUCUCCAGUGUCACACAUCUCCAGUGAUAUCCCAGAAUUCCUUUCUGCACAUUACAGCUCUGCCUCCUCAACGAUGAUAGAUUACCUUUAUUUGCUAUGCUCUGUUUAUGCCAUGACAUCCUCACUAAAUGU